UCUGAGCACCCCGUCCUGGGGCACCAUGGCUUCUGCUGCAGACGCCCCCUCCUCCACGGGCGCCCGGGAUGCGGCCGAUCAGAACUUCGACUACAUGUUCAAGUUGUUGCUGAUCGGCAACAGCAGCGUGGGGAAGACCUCCUUCCUCUUCCGCUACGCCGACGACUCCUUCACCCCCGCCUUCGUCAGCACCGUGGGCAUCGACUUUAAGGUCAAGACCGUCUACCGCAACGACAAGAGGAUCAAGCUGCAGAUCUGGGACACGGCGGGCCAGGAACGCUACCGGACCAUCACCACGGCCUACUACCGCGGGGCCAUGGGCUUCCUCCUCAUGUACGAUAUUGCCAACCAGGAGUCCUUUGCUGCCGUACAAGACUGGGCCACACAGAUCAAGACCUAUUCCUGGGACAAUGCCCAGGUCAUCGUGGUGGGCAACAAAUGCGACCUGGAGGACGAGCGGGUAGUGGCAGCUGAGGACGGCCGGAGGCUCGCCGACGACCUGGGGUUCGAGUUCUUCGAGGCCAGCGCCAAGGAAAACAUCAACGUCAAGCAGGUCUUCGAACGCCUGGUGGACGUCGUCUGUGAGAAGAUGGACGCGUCUCUGGAGCCCAGCUCCAGCCCCGGCAGCAACGGGAAGGGCCCCGCCCUGGGGGACACUCCGCCCCCGCAGCCCAGCAGCUGCAGCUGCUAGACCUGGCCCAGGCUGUUCUCCUGGAGUGGCCCACCAGAGGGGACUUUGCUUGUGGGAGAACCAGCCUCCAGGUGCCCUCCGUCCUGGGCACUGACUGACGCUUAGCAACUGGCAGAUCAGGUGUGGCAUCGCACAGUGUGGGUCAUCCGGGGUCAGUGCUGCAAAGGGGGGUGGUUGCUAAGGCAUCUCAGGUCCCCCCUGCCCCACGUCCAGCUCCCAUCCACCUCUCAGACCCCAAGGGUCCAGGACAGAAAGCAGACGUUGGCCCUGAUGGCUGCCGCCCUACCCCUGUCGGCCUGCAGCCUGCCCAUUUGCGAAAUCAGUAUUAGCUCAGUGUUUGCUUUGGAGGAAAGCUCAAGGAGUUUGAGACC
Molecule: messenger RNA, 1062 nt
Organism: Ochotona princeps (American pika)
Lineage: Eukaryota; Metazoa; Chordata; Mammalia; Lagomorpha; Ochotonidae
Gene: RAB3D
Product: RAB3D, member RAS oncogene family
Exons: 5
Coding region: 26-691 (221 amino acids)
Biological process (GO): regulation of exocytosis; protein secretion; protein localization to plasma membrane
Cellular component (GO): synaptic vesicle; endosome; plasma membrane
Molecular function (GO): GTP binding; GTPase activity
Source: RefSeq, a predicted model, not a curated record